This is a messenger RNA of Penicillium coprophilum, 546 nucleotides long. RefSeq names its product bacteriodes thetaiotaomicron symbiotic chitinase variant 3. The transcript has 2 exons. Lineage: Eukaryota; Fungi; Ascomycota; Eurotiomycetes; Eurotiales; Aspergillaceae. Bases 1 to 546 code for a protein of 181 amino acids. The record is from RefSeq and is a predicted model, not a curated record.
AUGGGAUCAACCCAGCUGACCAGACACCUUAGCAUGUUGCAAGAUGUCUCUUCGCCCACUGCUGUUCAACUCACCAAGUAUGCCGAUCCUCCAAAAAAGGGCUCUCACGCGGAGCACAUGAUGGAGCUGAAUAUGAUCUCAAAGUUCCUGGUAACGACUUUGUCGAGAGUUUUGCCAAACGGGAAUAUAAUGAAAGCCGCAAAUAUAGAUCCAGCGAGCGUUUUGGCUGGAUGGAACAAAGUAUAUGAUGUAUCUCUACCGCUGGCAGGAAAGUCUAUCACUGAUGUCGAGGGUUGGGCUGCCCCAAUAACUUCAAAUGAUCGUGUCUUUGAGAUUUUAGGCUCCUACGUCUAUCGCACGCGAAUGUCUUUCCACGAAGCUGAGAUGAAGAUUAUCACGAUGACUCUUUGGAUGGAUAAAGAACCUACGGCAAUCGGCGUAUUCAACGAUCAUCCUAAAACUAAAGCUGGCGCCACCUCGAAAAGUCCCGAGCACGCCGCUAAGAAGCUUUUGGGCGUUUUACAGAAAGUAGGUACAUUGAGUUGA